Molecule: messenger RNA, 1374 nt
Organism: Trifolium pratense (red clover)
Lineage: Eukaryota; Viridiplantae; Streptophyta; Magnoliopsida; Fabales; Fabaceae
Exons: 6
Coding region: 680-1120 (146 amino acids)
Source: RefSeq, a predicted model, not a curated record
AUCCCACAAGGUAUUCAUUCCCAGCCAUCUCCUUUCUUCCUUUCCAAAAAAAAAACCCAGCAAUCUCAAGAUGCUUCCUUUCUAUCAAAUUUACGCGCUCACGAUUUUGUUUUCUCGCACUAAUUUCCCACUCUCCCAGCAAUCUCAAACCCACGAUCUUCAAUCUCAAACAUUGAAAUCAAACCGUAAAAACAAAAUCAAUCUAUUUCGACCUUCUUCAAACCAUUCCCAAAAAUUGAACUCAAACCCUAGAAUCGAAAUUGAUCGUCUUCUAGCUUCAAACCCAAAGGAAUCAAACUUAGAUAGAAAUCAUUCCUUUGUAAUCAAACUCAGAGCAAUCAGAACUUCCCAAAGAAAUCGAAGUUAGAGCCAUCGUUAUCCAUUAAUCGUUCCUCUUCUCACAUCGUUCUCAAAUCGAAGUUAGAGCCAUCGUUCUCACAUCGUCACUUUGUUUCAGGAGCUAUGGAUAGGACAUGGAUGUCUGCCAAUCGAAUGUCAAAAGAAUAUCGAGAUGGAGUGAAAGACUUUGUUAUGGUAUCAGUAGCCAUCAUUUUGUGUAAAUAAAAAAAAAAGAUAGUUAAGAAAUAUUUAACAAGGAAGAGGAAAAGACCGACUUGAUUUUGCAUGGUGAAUAGCUUAUAAUAGUCGGAAUAAAAAAGGAACACCUGGUGUGACUCUGAUGCGAAAAAAUUUCAAAGCUAAAAGUAGUGGAAUUAAGUUGGAAGUUACAUGGAAUAAUAGAGGGCAGCCAAUUGGACGUAACAGCAGAUACUUAAGUAGUUAUAUUGGUGUCACCGCUCGUCGGAUAGUUCCAAUUUAUUUUGACCGUUGGAACGCGAAAGAUGAAACCGUAAGACCUGCCUAUGAUGCUUAUAAAAAAGAUAUUUGGGACGAAAUUAGAUCAGCUUUUGAAAUUGGCGAUGAACAUUACGAUUAUGUAAUGACAGCAGCUGGAACUUGUCUUAGAGCAUUUAGAACCAAGUUGACAACGGAGUAUCUAAGAGGUGGUGAUGGUAAUGUUAUUAGACAACGGCCGAGUAAAUAUUCUCAUGUAAUUGAGCAAGAGCAUUGGGAUAUUUUUGUUGCUAGGCGUGAGACUGAAGAAUUUCAGGUAGUUUGAGGGCUUCCUUUUUCGAUGAAGUGGGUGGUUCUCAUCAAGUGACAGGUUGCAGAAGAAAGUAGGGAUAGAGUUUGACUAUCUUUUGUAGUGGUCUUUGUGUUUUGUACUAAAAUUUGUCAUUGAUUUUCUCAUUAGAAGCUAUGGCCAAAGUUUGACAAUAUCUCUUUUGUAGUGGUCUUUGUGUUUGUACUAUUCAAUUCGGAUUUGUCUUGUAGUCGGAUUGGUUUUAUUUAUGAAAUGAAUGUAUUACAAGA